This is a messenger RNA of Pneumocystis murina B123, 852 nucleotides long. RefSeq lists its product as hypothetical. The transcript is spliced from 2 exons. NCBI's taxonomy places the organism in Eukaryota, Fungi, Ascomycota, Pneumocystomycetes, Pneumocystales, Pneumocystaceae. The record is from RefSeq and is a predicted model, not a curated record. Gene Ontology annotation, molecular function: metal ion binding. The coding region runs from base 100 to 843 and encodes 247 amino acids. Gene Ontology annotation, cellular component: U2-type spliceosomal complex. Gene Ontology annotation, biological process: snoRNA splicing.
UUUUUUUCAUUUUUUUUCAAAUGUUUAAAAAAGAAUUAAGUUAAAAUUUAUUUCUUAAAAUAAGGUUAAAUCUGAAUUUUUUCAAAUUAAAUAGCAUCUAUGGAGCCUGUAAAAUUUAUUAGGAAGGGUCGUACAAAGUUUGUAAGAAAACGUGAGGAAGAUUCUUCAUCUGAGGAUGAAACUGUUGUGAAGUCUAAAAAAGUGAACUUUCGACAAAAACAUACAACAACAAAUAAUAAUAUUUCCACAAAAUCACCUUUAAUUGAAUCUUUUGAAAGUGGAUCUAGUAAUACAACAGAUUCUGUUAUUACUGCUUCUGAUCAUACAAUAAAAUCAAAUCAAACGCUUAGUCGUCCUGGACCUGUUCAAGCAAAACAUGUCUUGCCGACAACAUUUAUUGAUUAUGCUCCAGAUGUUUGUAAAGAUUACAAACAAACUGGAUUUUGUGGUUUUGGUGAUACUUGUAAAUUUCUUCAUGAUCGCGAAGAUUAUAAGGCCGGAUGGCAACUCGACCAUGAAUGGGAACAAUUUCAACAUAAAAAAAGAGCCGCUAUUCUUCAUGGAAACAAAUAUGAUACUCAUACCGAUGAUUCUUCGACCGAAGAAGAUGACAUUCCAUUUGCAUGUUUUAUAUGUAGAAAAGAAUAUGUUCAACCUAUAGUUACAAAAUGUGGUCAUUAUUUUUGUGAAACAUGUGCAAUUCAAAGAUAUAGGAAAAAUCCAAAUUGUAUUAUUUGUGGUGCUGGAACCUCUGGUAUUUUUAAUGUUGCCAAAAAACUUCAGUCUAGAUUACUAGAGAAGAAACAACGCAUACAUGAAAAACAUAUCUCCUCUCAUACAUAGUCUUUUAAC